GCGCUGACGUCACACGUGUGAACAACAAACGGUUGUUGGACUUUCACGAGCUAGCUUGCUCUCCCUGCGAAUGCUCGCGUUGGAGGAAAAAACACGUCCAACUCAGUGUACUUUCCACCACCUUGUCCGGCUACUGGAUAUAAACCAUCCUCGAAAAAGACAAGGCACGUUAGGAGCGAGGGCAGGUGUCUCGUCGGGACGGAAGUUAACCCCACGGAGGAGACAUGCCGAGGAGGACUCGUUGUGUGUCGGUGUGACGCCUGUUUCUUUUCCAGCCAGCCGCCAGUGGUGUUCGGGGCGCUGGGAUGUGUGAGCCGUGUGUUCCGGCGCGACACCCGAAGUGAGACGACCGCCACGAUUACUUUCCAUACGGCCUAAAUAAUGGACUUCGAGGUGUUACGUGAUGCGGCAGGUAUGCGAGGAUACGCGGGCCUAGAUGUCAUUGCGGGGCAUCAACUGUAGCACGCUAGCUAACUGCAGUUCACAUCGCCCAGUUCCAAAUGAAUAAGAUUGUUACUGUAGGAAAAAAGAAAAAAGGAAAGCUCACUUGAAUGUUAGGUUCGGACUGGCUGACUGACAAACUGCUGGUCCUCUAUUACUGCUGUCCAUGUCCAUCCAUUCCCAUUUAGUGUCAUAAAGUUGCUUCUUAACUGUAAUUGCAAUUGCACAUGUCACACAGGCAUCUUCUGAUGUGUUAUUGAUGACCUCUACACUAGCCCUCUAAUUCAAAAAGCAUUCAUUAGAGCGUCCACUUAAGAUUUUUACAGCCUGUUAAUUUGUCCAUCCAGAGUGAGAGACUUUUUGAGUUUAACUGGACAUGUAAACAUGAAUAUCGAAGAGCAGCGUCUCGAUCUGUGCAAUGUCAAGACCAAAACGAGCAUGGACGAUGAGCAUCGUAACACUACCUUUGGCACGGAUGGGGUCCGCAUCUCUGAGCUGAUCGUUGACGCCGAUAGGCAAACUGUCGAAAGCAUGCCUCAGCUCGCUGACAACCUUCAGGAGGCCGAAGGGGACAACUGCAAGGUGAAGGACACGCUGGAAAUCGAUGAGGUUAAUGGGAAUAGACUAAGCGCUGACCGCACCGGGUCGCCGAACCCUACUGACUCAUUCUUUCCUAAUAACGGGGACCACAAGGACAACGCUGCUGCGGAUCAAAUGAAGGACCCGAAGGACACUGAACCCGUAAAGUUGAACGACCCGGCAGAAGAUGACGAUGGCGGGGAGAUGGACAUGGGUGUGGACCUGAGCUUGGACGAGAGCGGCGUGCUGGAGGCCGAGCCCACCGCUGUCAGGUCGCCGCCAGGUGAUAUUUCAGACACUUCCAGUCAAGUUGUCCCGGCCGGCAGCGAGGCCGAAAGCCGGUCGGACGCGCAGCAUCCAGACGAGUCGUCCGGCGCGGACCACGCCGUGCUGUACCCCACAGUGGAGGAAGAGAACGAUAACCACAAACUGAGUGGCAAGAGGGUGACGUUUCCGUCAGAUGACGACAUUGUUUCUGGAGCUGUGGAACCAAAGGACCCCUGGAGACAUGCUCAGAAUGUGACGGUGGACGACAUCCUGUCUUCGUAUAAGCAGGCCUGCCACAAGCUCAACUGUAAACCCAUUCCCAAAGUGCUCAAACAGAUUCAGGAACUUAUAGACCUGACCCAGCGAAAUGAAUGCUUGGAUCUAAAAGGUGAAAAGUUGGACUACAAGGCGUGCGAGUCCCUGGAAGAAGUUUUAAAGAGAGUCCAGUUUAAAGUGAUCAACCUGGAGCAGACCAAUUUAGAUGAAGAUGGCGCCUCAGCUCUGUUCGACAUGAUCGAGUACUACGAGUCGGCCACGCACCUCAACAUCUCCUUCAACAAGCACAUCGGCACGCGGGGGUGGCAAGCCGCCGCUCACAUGAUGAGGAAGACGAGCUCUCUGCAGUAUCUGGAUGCCAGAAACACGCCCCUGCUGGACCACUCGGCUCCCUUCGUGGCUCGGGCGCUCCGGAUCAGCGGCAGCCUGGCGGUGCUGCACCUGGAAAACGCCGGCCUGUCCGGCAGACCGCUCAUGAUGCUCGCAACGGCCUUGAAGAUGAACAUGAACCUGCGGGAGUUGUACCUGGCCGACAACAAGCUCAACGGCCUGCAGGAUUCGGCCCAGCUCGGCAACCUGCUCAAGUUCAACUACAACAUUCAAAUUCUGGACCUGCGCAACAACCACAUCCUGGACUCAGGUUUGGCCUACGUGUGUGAAGGACUAAAAGAGCAGAGGAAAGGCCUCGUCACAUUGGUGCUAUGGAACAACCAGCUGACGCACAACGGCAUGGGCUACCUGGCAGCUGCACUGCCUUGCACCCAGAGUCUGGAGACGCUCAACCUGGGCCAUAACUCAGUGGGCAACGAGGGCGUCCACAAGCUGAAAGACGGACUGAUCGCCAACCGCUCUGUGCUCAGACUGGGCCUCGCCUCCACUAAAGUGUCCUGCGAAGGAGCGGUGGCGGUAGCCGAAUUUAUCGCCGAGAGCCCGAGGCUGCUGCGUCUGGAUCUGCGGGAAAAUGAGAUCAAGACAGGUGGACUGAUGGCUCUGUCGCUCGCCUUGAAAGUCAACACCUCUCUGCUACGUCUCGACCUGGACCGGGAGCCCAAGAAAGAAACUGUGAAGAGCUUCAUCGAGACCCAGCGUGCCCUGCUGGCCGAAAUCCAGAACGGCUGCAAGAGGAACUUCAUCCUCGCCAAAGAGAAGGAGGAAACAGAGCAGAUGAUGAGGCAGUCGGUAUCCAUGGCCGAAAUCGCCACCGAGGACGGAACGCGAGAAGAAGAAGGCGAGGACAGCAACGACAGGAGCCCAGAGGAUAAAACGGAAAGCCAAGAGCAGCCGAGCGGCGAGUCGGGGGCGAGCGCCGAGGUGAGCGUUCCGCCGAUCAACCUGGACUCUGACUCCGACACCGAAGAUGAGGAAGAAGUGAUCACGAAAGCCUCGUCCGAGCCAAAAGCGGUCCAAAGUCCGACUCCCCCUCAAACUGAAGUGGUAGCGCCCGCAUCGAGUUCCUCACACGUGCCCCCGCCGCCCUCAAUGAACACCAUUUCAGGAAUCACCGUCACCAACAGCCCGGUUCCUUUGGGCACGCCUCCCUCGCCGGGCCGCUGCAUAUCAGUCUCCAGUCCCGGGCGAGGUCACAAGAUUUUCAUGGUGACUCGGGUUGAGAGCCCGCCUGAACCUCAGGCUGCUGCCGGCCACACCGACGGGGCGUCAAAGAGGACCUUAGAAACAAGCGCAGCCACCGCCAAGCAAAUCCAGCCCACGCAGGAGGAGGUCCACGACGACACGACGCUGAAGCGCACCCACGACCACGACGUCAUUGGCAACACUUUAGAAGCGCCAUUGACGAGUCAACAAGCACCAGCCUCGCCUUCGUCCGCUCAGCCUGAAGCCCCCCCACCCCAGACCCCCUGUGAGGAGCUGAAAGAAGCUCCUGCUGUGGAGGAAAGCGGAGCGGCGUCGCCGGAAGCCACGAGCGGAGACGCCAAAGAGGAAAUCCAGACAUCCACACCCACGCCGGACCAAUUAACGCAAGACUCUGAGCGUCAGGACGACGCAAAAGAGGUGAACGCCAGCCCCCCGACUGUGACUGAGGACGACAGCCACGGUCCAAAACCGGACGGGGAACAUCAGAAAGCUGAGCCAGACGGACAGGAAGUAGCACAGCCCGUUCCCGCCGACCAACCGACAUCCGUCACUGCCGUCCAAGCUGAAACGGAGGCCUCCGCCGACCAGGGCGAGCCGGAAGUGGCCGGUUCGCUUUUGCCCAACGGCCUGAAACCCGAAUUCUCCCUCCACCUCCUCGACACCGACGGCCCCAAACCCGGCAGCUGUGUCAUGGAACACGUGAGUGUGAGCUGCACACAAGACCUGGAGGAGCUGCUUCUCGAAGCCAGUUUGGACACUGGAAGAGAUGCGCCCUGAAGAAGGUCCUGUGAGGACAACAGGAGUCAAGAACACAAGAGUCAAAAACACUCUAAUGAUCUCAACGGGUUCUGUAGGGAAUCAACAGACACUCAAAACUCAACGUGACGUCACUACAUCAACCACCGAAGCGUGUGCGUGUGAGGAGGACAAAGACAAAGUAACCAUGCUGUCAUCACUACAUUUGUGAUUCUUUCCACGGCAACAAGGACGGCCGGGAGUAGGAAGUAAAAAAACAAAACACUAACCAAAGACCAAUCCAGGUGUGCGUGUGUCUUCAGGAAAGUUUUUAACGGUAGAGCGUAAGCUUCCCUGACACGCAAAUAAUAACAAUUGUGGAGCCGGCUGAGGGCACCAGCCGGCUUUAAUGUCACAGCACUGUAUCCAGUGAUCAUCAAGAGUUUUUUUUUUUUUUUUUUUUGUCCUCCUCAUCCAUCGUUCCAAUUUUGAAGGGACCUCCGCCUAAGUGACCCCGCUUCCCAGUUUUUGUCAUUUCUAGUUGUCACUUUGGCCCCUCAGGAAUCAACACAAAGCAAACCUGAAGCAACGACCUCCACUGCUUGCUUCACGGGUUGCUCAAAUCGAUAGAACAUCUCUUCUUCACCCCUUUCACUCUUUGGGGGAUUUUUUUGCACCUUUGACAAAUCAUUUGUAUUUAUUUGAUGAGUUUCUGGAUUUAUCCACCCCCCCCCCACCCCCUUCUUGAUUUCUUUUUUAAACCCCACCCUGUAUUUGAUUUGUAUAUUUCCAUAGAGCAAAUAUUUAGGUUGUUUAUUUUAUUUUACAUUUUUGGAGGGGAAGCGCAAGUUUGGAGUGGUUGACUUGUUCAGUAGCAGUCGGGGUGCAUUCCUGACAAACCGAGUCAUGUAACCGAGAAGCGACGUGUCACGUGGUGGUGUCGUCGACGCCGGGUGGCCGCCAGAGGGCGCCGCUCCUUCACGCUGCUGCUCGCCGAGUCAUGUGAGUCCGCCAAAUCAGGCCGCUUCUCCGUUUUGCACCCCACUGUUUGUAAAUGCUUUAAUUUUUAGACCUUUUUAAUAAAUGGUUAACUUAAUUCAAAACUGUGCUGGUAAUCACAAAGAUAUGUAUGGCGAAAUUUGUUCCACUCAAAUAAAUGCAUGUAAUGACUCGA
This is a messenger RNA of Syngnathus acus (greater pipefish), 5065 nucleotides long. RefSeq names its product protein phosphatase 1, regulatory subunit 37 (gene ppp1r37). Gene Ontology annotation, molecular function: protein binding. The transcript is spliced from 13 exons. The coding region runs from base 826 to 3933 and encodes 1035 amino acids. The record is from RefSeq and is a predicted model, not a curated record. NCBI's taxonomy places the organism in Eukaryota, Metazoa, Chordata, Actinopteri, Syngnathiformes, Syngnathidae.